Messenger RNA from Kazachstania africana CBS 2517, 1896 nucleotides. It is a transcript of the gene ATG7, whose product is annotated as Atg7p. Gene Ontology annotation, biological process: autophagy of mitochondrion; piecemeal microautophagy of the nucleus; autophagosome assembly. The record is from RefSeq and is a predicted model, not a curated record. Gene Ontology annotation, molecular function: Atg8 activating enzyme activity; Atg12 activating enzyme activity. Gene Ontology annotation, cellular component: cytoplasm; phagophore assembly site. The coding region runs from base 1 to 1896 and encodes 631 amino acids. Lineage: Eukaryota; Fungi; Ascomycota; Saccharomycetes; Saccharomycetales; Saccharomycetaceae. The transcript has a single exon.
AUGGAUUUGAAUAGGUUGAAGUAUGCUACUCCAUUACAAUCAUUUGUGGAUACUACGUUUUUCCAGGAAUUGUCCCGUAUAAAACUGGAUAUUUUGAAGUUAAGCUCUGAGGGACAAAAAAUCUACACUUCAGUAAAUUUGGAAAACCUUUCGAAGAGCAGUGUGGGUGGGAGUAUAUUUUUGAACAGUCAAAGUUUCGACCAAGAGUGUUGGCAUGGAGUAGAGAAAGAUGUUGUGAUUAGUGGGACUCUGUAUAAUUUUAAUACUAUCGAAGAAUUCAAAAGCCUAGAUAAACAAAAAUUCUUGGAAGACAGAUUCAAAGACGUAUGGGAAAGGUCAAAGCAUGAUAUUAAUCAGGCUGUGAGCUUUGAUAUGAUAAGUUUUGCCGAUUUGAAAAGAUACAAGUUUUAUUACUGGUUAUGUGUAACAUGUUUCAUCCCACAAUUGUUAUCGGUAAAUAUUAUCAAAAAGGUACCGAUAGAUGGCGUUGAAGAAAUACAGAAAUGGUUUAACAUGCAUAGUAAAGAAUGGGUUUGUUUACUUGACAAAAAAGGUCAUAUACUCAAGUAUUCCGUAGAUGCCGUGGAAAAUAGUCGAGCCCUGUGUAUUAGAGAUACCAGUAAUGUACCGGAAACUCCGUCAACGUUAACGAAGAAUUUUUUAAGUAUUUUCAAUUACCAUUAUCCAGCAAAGAACCAAAUAAUGGUGAAUUUUAUACGAACUAAUGAUUCCAGUUUUGCGUAUGAUUUAAAGCUGAGUUCUGAGGGAACCAUUGACAGGUUCAAGGUAAGUGGUUGGGAACGAAAUGCACAGGGAAAAUUGUUGCCUCGAGUGACAGACCUAAGUGCCCUGAUUGAUCCUUUGAAAAUCGCAGAUCAAUCAGUUGACUUAAACCUGAAGUUAAUGAAGUGGAGAGUUGCACCAGAGAUCAACUUGAAGGUAAUAAAAGAGAUUAAGGUGCUAAUAUUGGGCGCAGGCACGUUAGGGUGUUAUGUUUCAAGAACGUUGAUGGCGUGGGGUGUACGAACUGUAACUUUAGUUGAUAACAGUACAGUGUCAUUUUCAAACCCUGUUCGACAAUCUCUUUUUGGAUUCGAUGACGUUGGAAAACCAAAGGCCGAGACAGCAGCAAAUGCAUUGAAAAAAGUGUUCCCAUUAAUGGAUGCUACAGGGGUGGAGUUAAGUAUACCGAUGAUAGGACAUCCAAUUACAAAUGAAGAAAAGGAAAAGAAAGAGUUCGAAAAACUUUAUGAGUUGAUCAAAUGUCAUGAUGUUAUCUUCCUACUGAUGGACUCCCGUGAAACUCGUUGGCUACCAGCUGUUUUAGCCAACGUGAUGGGAAAAGUAGUUAUAAAUGCCGCAUUGGGAUUUGAUAGUUAUUUGGUUAUGAGGCAUGGUAUUUACGAUGCAAAUGACGAUUCUGAAAGACUUGGUUGUUAUUUUUGCAAUGAUGUUGUCGUCCCAAUGGAUAGUUUAACAGAUAAGACUCUUGAUCAGAUGUGUACUGUCACAAGACCUGGUGUUGCACUAUUGGCCGCAGCGCAGGCAGUUGAGCUCCUGGUUUCCCUUUUGCAACAAAAGGCAGUUCAUAAUGUACCAGCUGGUGAGAAAAAUUUCCUUGGUUGUAUACCCCAUCAGAUUCGUGGCUUUUUAAAUGAGUUUACAACAUUGAAAUUAGAAACUCCAGCUUAUAAGCAUUGUUCUGCUUGCAGCAGUGCAAUCGUGCAAGAAUGUGAAGAACUGGGAUGGGAGUUUGUAAAAAAUUCAUUGAACAAUCCUGAUUAUAUUGAGGAACUGAGUGGCCUUAGGGACGUUAAAAGGGAAGUGGAAAACUUGACUGAAGAUAUCACAGAAUGGAAUAUAGAUGAGGAAGAGGAAUUUGACAUUAUAAGGUAA